UUUACUUUUUGCUUGCGAAAGCAAGUCGACGGUGGCGCCCCUAGAAAGUGCACGUUGAAGCUACGGUGGCUAAAAGUCGCACCCGUGAGAUGCUUGUCGGCCAUGCUGAGGAACCGCUGCCGGGCCACUUCCUUGCUUACCGCCUUUGUCAGACUCGGCUUGCAUCGUGUUGGUUCGCGACCACUCGCAGCUUCAAUAUGGUUGCAUGCGCAGUCGUUGGCUGCUCCAACCGCAGCGACAGCUGCAGGCGAAAGAAGAAGCCUACUAACAAGAACUUCUUCCGAAUUCCGAAGGUCGUCGUAGACAGCUGUGAGCGCUCUAAGACGCUCAGCACAAAUCGGCGCACGUUGUGGCUGGCUCGCAUUAAUCGAGCCGAUCUGGACCCCGAGAACCCCAAUGUGCGUGUGUGCGGAGCGCACUUCGUGACAGGAAGGCCCUCCUACCUGAUGGAUGAGACCAACGUAGACUGGGCACCAAGCCUCUGUUUGGGGUACAACACGCACCCUGUGGAGGCUCGUUCACAAAAGAGGUUUUCAAAGUUCUUGGAGACCACUGGCCACAGAGCUCGUGGAACACAGCCGUGGAGAAGGAAGGAAAUUUGCAUGAAACAAACACCAGCUACUGAGAAGCAAAAGGCACGAAAGGGACAACAUAAGAAACAGCUGAAGGAAGACUCUGCUGAAGGAAGUGCUAGCAAAGCACACUGUGGCCCAUUCGCCGGUGCCAGCACCAGGCGGGAUGACCAGUUGUUGGCAAUGUUCGCUUUUUACUUGGACCACAACUACAGCUGUCAAGGAGGAGAGUUGCCCCAUUCAUAUUGCGCAGACUUCAAGGCUGCGAGUGUGGAUGUGGAAACGCAAUGCACACUCAAGAAAAAGCACAGAUCUGUGCAAGUGACCAUGGAACCCAGAAGGCGUGCUGCCGGCACGCAAACAUAGGAACGCCGUUCACGCUUCCUCAGGUAUGGAGCCUGCCAUCCUACCACCGUUGCAAGUACUCGUUGCACCAUCCGGGGACGGCGUCCAAGCCUCCUUGGUGGCUCUAGGACAGGGAUGUUCGGAUAUCCGCGUCCACGCCAUCGCCAAGCUGACACAACAGCUCCAUGUUAUGACGACUGCUUUUGUGUCCAUCAGCGGUUGCGUCCUGCCUGGGAACGACGCCGUCCACAUUUCCCUGAAGCCGGCGUUCUUGGAAAUACCAGCGUUCCACGGCUUCCAAGACGACGCCAUCCUUUGGGUGGAAAAUAUCAAUGCCUUGGGUGAUUGUCAUACCUAGCCUGACCACACAAGAUGGCUGAUUGCAGCAAAAUGACUUUGCGGUGCCACCAAGGCAUGGGAAAACUACGAAGGCAUCAAGCAGCGGUCCUGGCCUGAAUGGAGUGCAGCUCUGAUUGCUGCGUUCGGCCAGCUUCCUUAUGCCUGCGGUGAGUCCCACCAGCGAAGUACUUCGCAUGGCACUCCGGAGAGCUACAGCUUCACUGCUGUGGAAGGUGUGCCCUGCAGCAUUCAGAUGGAGAUGUCCGCCACAGACCCCCUGCGAAGCCAGCAGCUGCUGCUACAGGUCUUUAAUAAGUAGUUCUGUGUCGGUCACUGAAAUCACACAUCAGGUCAAGACCACUUGCCAUCCACAGCAGUCGGUGACGCGGCCUCCAAGCUCGUCGUCGGAUGUGCACAUGAAGGCGCCGUCUCACCGGGUGACGCUGCCGGCUCCAUCCGAAUUAGUGGGAAACGCCGAGCACAACAGCGCUUCCGCUACUAUCCCGCUUCUGCUAGAUCCACCUAGUAUCCCGGCCUCAAACUUGGACGCCUCAACUGCACACAACGUGGCAUUGAGCACCGAUGAUGAAGAGCUAACACUUCAGGAUCACACCGAUAUUUCCACGGAUCCUAAGAACGACACACAUCAGGACCAGUCGGACCCACACCUAUGAACUUCACAACAGUCAUUGGCCGAAUGCGGAGACGUUCAUGCCUCGCCUAGUGACGUCUCACUGAAGGGAGCCAGGCAGACCAACGCGGCUGGGGUCACCAUUACUGAAGACCGGAGCAGGUCCGAGGUCGUCAUCAUUAAUGACCUUCCCAUGCGGCCCAGACCUUCCUAUAGUAUGCAUUCCGCAAUGCAGAUCGAGGGCCAGUUAUCUUUUGCAGAUGCCAUGAACACUGACCAGGAAGGCAGGGUAGCACUCGGCGUCCUUACAAGAUCUCCCGGUUCGAGCACCUUGAGGAGCCUUGUUCCGUCAGUGGCAACUCUGAAAAAGCGCAAGUUGCGUCUUAUACGAGCAUGGAUGCUCACCUCCUCAUUGAAGAAGCCGCGUCGUAGACCACACCGAUGCAUUGCAACCGAACGUGAUCAAUGCGACCAUCUGCGUUCAGUGCUACUAACUGGUUUGGCGUCCAGAAUUUCCUGCCGUAUUUUUUCAAGAGCGACAGGCUAAUCGUCUCGGAGACCAGCGACCAGAGCGCAGCACUCAGUGCCGGCCGCCCGAGAAGCUGGUAGCGCAUGUACUGGAUGGCUCAUUGACGACGUUUUCCCACUCUUGUCGACCAUGGUUCUCACCACCUACGCACCCUGACAGCCGCCAGAACCAUCUUCGGCAGCGUGCAAAGUCACAGCGUGGCAAGCCGCAGCGUGGCCGUGUGUAAGGUAUCUCAUGAAGACAAAAAGGCGCUCGGACUGCCUCCAUGUUAAGUGGCGUGUUUGCAAGCCAUGCCGGAAACUUGCAGCAUGGCCAAGUGUAAAGAUGACGAGAUGCACUUGGGCUCGGGGGCUAGGGGCGAACGAGGAGAACACGAGGAGGAAGUAGAUAAUAGAACAGCCGGCCCAGGAACAGGUGCUGUCUCUGUUCCUUUACACUGCCAAUUUGUUUGCAAAGUUGAAAUGCCUUGAGCUUAAAAAGCAACUAAUGUAGGCAAAGGAUGAACAUUUGUCUUCAUUGGAAGACAAAAUGAAAUUAAAUCCAAAACAAGUGUGGCGCUUUAAUAAAAUUAAUAAGAAGGAUUCUAUUCGCAUCCCAAUCAUAUUUAACAACGAUGAGUUUUUAAAAGAUGACUUGCGCAAAGCUGAAUAUUUUAACGCAUAUCUUCAAUCUGUUCUUUUCUGCGCCGAUUAGUGUCUCGGUAGCAUCGGGCAAUGUGGCACUUGCGCAGCUGCCGGAAAUGAAAUUUUUACAACAGCGACAGGUAUCGGGGAAUUUUUUGCACAAUCUGAACCCACAUGGCCCUGAUAGCAUAUCAAUUUACAUUUUGAAACACUGCGUCAAUCAUAUUGCUCCUUUUUUUUUUGGUGGUACUCUGUUGCCUAUUGCCAUUGUGGCAAAAAAAGCUCCCUCGAGAAUGGAAAAUGGUUAAUGUUGUGCCCAUACAUAAAGAAGAAGGUGAUCAAGUAAAGGUAUCGAACUA
Dermacentor silvarum is the source of this 3398-nucleotide messenger RNA. RefSeq lists its product as uncharacterized. The record is from RefSeq and is a predicted model, not a curated record. NCBI's taxonomy places the organism in Eukaryota, Metazoa, Arthropoda, Arachnida, Ixodida, Ixodidae. Bases 90 to 938 code for a protein of 282 amino acids. The transcript is spliced from 6 exons.